CGUGGUCGUAAAAUCAAGUGUGAUGGGGGAUCGCCGUGUUCGAAUUGUCGCCGUCUGGGAGUAGAUUGUGAUAGCGUCAGUACCAAACUUGUUUGGGUUCAGGAUGGCCAAUCUUACCGAUCUACCGGGCGACGAUAUAUGCAUUGUGAACGCACCUGGGCAAACAACCCCCUUCUUUCAUCAGAUAUAGUCGACCGUCUGAUUGCGCAGUGCGACAGUAUCGAACCGGACAAACCAUGGCCAUCGAAUGCUAAGAACAGCCCAUUUUCCGUUUUUCAGGCUCUCAUCCCAUCAAACUCAUUGCUGUCAAACGUCAACAAGAUGCUAGCUGCUGGACCAACCAACGCAACUCACACAGACCCCCAAAACAAGUUUCUUUUCCAUCACUAUGUCAACCACGUGGCGAGCGUCAUGAUGCCAUUCGAGCAUCCCUGGAACCCAUGGAAGCUGUACUAUCCUGCCGUCUCACUACAUGACACCCUUUCAGAGGAGAAAGCUUUGUAUCAUGCAAUCUUAACUCAUGCAGCAUUUAAUCUGGGUCAUUUGGGUGUUGAUCAAAGUAGGAUGAUGGCGUUGGCUACAAGGCACUAUAAUUCGUCAAUUCAACAUUUGAGCAAGAGUAUUCGGAGUGGAAGACAACGCUUCAGUAGCACAUUAGCGGCGAUCAUGACUUUGAUGAUGGCAGAGGUAUACAGUGGGCAGUCCAGAAAAUGGCAGCAUCAUCUGCAAGGUGCAUGGGCCCUCCUCAACUCACAAUAUAGUGAUCCAUGGAAAGAAUCAAGAUUUGCAUGCUUUUCCACGCAGAGCUUGUUGAUAGUCAAGAUAAUCAGCGGGACUUCUUUGCCGAAUACCGAGACCACCGAAUCAAUCCAAUCCGACCUUCCUUUAUUCUCCUCCCCCAUCCUAUCGACUCCGCAGUGUGGAUUCACGAUCGGGGCUCAACGGGCCCUCCUGGAAUGUAUUUCGAUGAUAACCGUGGCUGGUCGACAGAUGCAAGCCAAGAAUUCGAUAAACACUCGACUUGCGGUCGAUCGUAUAGUUGCUGAUGUUCUAGGUCGUCUUGAGGAAUGUCAGUCUCAGCUAUCAUGUUAUAGUGGCCAAUCGGACUCUUUGGGGCAGGAAUUGGCACGAUAUCAACUCAACGCAUUCAUCUUCGCAACGUAUAUUUAUCUGCACCGGUCCCUGUUGGACGUUCCACCGUGGCGAGUUGCACAUUAUGUCUCUCUAACCUUUCAGAAUAUAUCAGCAUUUUGUACGAAGAGCAUUGGCAAUUUCUCACUGUGGCCGGCAUUUAUCGCUGCGGUAGAAGCAUACACGGUGAAGGACGUGGAUCUGGCACAGGCGUGGCUGGAGCAGUCUAUGUCCUUUGGUCUGGGGAAUCGAUUGCUAGUCAAGCGAGUGGUCGAGGAGGUCUGGCAGAGAAGAGAGGCGAUAAAUGGAGAAACUGGAAUGGAAAAGGGACUGAUCACGGUGGACUGGAGAAAGGUGGUAAUGGAUCUCGAUGUUGAUAUCCUGCUGGUUUGACCUACGAAGCCCUAGCCCUAGCCCUAAUGUAUAUUGACUACGUCCCGG
This is a messenger RNA of Aspergillus wentii DTO 134E9, 1572 nucleotides long. RefSeq names its product fungal specific transcription factor domain-containing protein. Gene Ontology annotation, molecular function: transcription cis-regulatory region binding; DNA-binding transcription factor activity. Gene Ontology annotation, cellular component: nucleus. Gene Ontology annotation, biological process: positive regulation of transcription by RNA polymerase II. NCBI's taxonomy places the organism in Eukaryota, Fungi, Ascomycota, Eurotiomycetes, Eurotiales, Aspergillaceae. The coding region runs from base 139 to 1524 and encodes 461 amino acids. The record is from RefSeq and is a predicted model, not a curated record. The transcript has 2 exons.